This is a messenger RNA of Paralichthys olivaceus (Japanese flounder), 3877 nucleotides long. Lineage: Eukaryota; Metazoa; Chordata; Actinopteri; Pleuronectiformes; Paralichthyidae. The record is from RefSeq and is a predicted model, not a curated record.
CCGUGAGAUCCUUGCCCGUCCCUGGCUCCACUUGUGACUGAGCAUGUGUAUGCGUUAGCAACUAGCAUCCAGAAAUGGCCGCAGACAAGCAAAACGAAGGGAAAGUUGUCCCCGCGGAUGAAAAUAAGAAGAAUUCCUCAGACGGAGGACUCGGACUGGAGAUCCUGCAAAUCAUCAAGGAGUCCCAGCAGCAGCAUGGCCUCAGACACGGAGACUACCAGAGAUACAGGGGCUACUGCUCUCGCAGGCUGCGUCGCCUGCGCAAGACCCUUGGCUUCAAGAUGGGAAAUAGACACAAGUUUGUUGGGAAGAAAAUAACUGUCGAAAUGCUUUCUGACAGCAGGUACCUAUUGCUGGUUUUGAUGGAGGCAGAACGUGCAUGGAGCUAUGCCAUGCAGCUGAAGCAGGAGGCCAAUACAGAGCCACGUAAACGCUUCCACCUGCUGGCACGUCUACGAAAGGCUGCCAAGCACAGUGAGAAGCUGGAGAAGCUCUGUGAAAGCCCCCGAGUCGAUGCUAAGACCAAACUGGAGGCACAGGCCUACACUGCUUACCUCGGUGGCAUGGUAGAGUUUGAACUGCAGGAAUGGAAGCGUGCCAUGGAGGCCUUCAACAAGUGCAAAACAAUCUAUGAGAAACUAGCCAGUGCUUUCACAGAGGAGCUGGCAGUUCUGUACCGCCAGCGUGUGGAUGAGAUAUCGCCCAACAUCCGCUACUGUGCUUACAACAUUGGUGAUCAGAACGCCAUCAAUGACUUGAUGCAGAUGAGACUGACUGGUGGAGGAGGAGGCAUGAUGGCUGAGAAACUGGAGUCCCUGAUCACUCAGGCAAGAACCAAGCAAGCAGCAACCAUGAGUGAGGUGGAGUGGCGAGGCCGGGUGGUGCCCGUCAAGAUCGACAAGGCCCGCAUCUUCCUGUUGGGUCUGGCAGACAACGAGUCAGCCAUAGCUCAGGCAGCUAAUGAGGAGACCAAAGAGCAUCUCUAUGAGACCCUGCUGGCCGAGUGCAGAGACACCAUCCAGGCUGUGAGAGAGGAACUCAAGAGUGAGGCGAAGCAGCGAGAGAGAAGCUCUGAUGCAGACAGUGGUAAAGUGUCACAACUGCAGUUCCUGCACAGUUACCUGACCUACAUCAAGCUGUGCACUCUGGUGAAGAGGAAUGAGAGCAUGGCCCACACUCUUCAGGCAAAACUGAAGGAGCCCGAGACUGACGAGAGCAAGAGGGGCCCCCGUCCUCAGGACCUGAUUCGCCUGUACGACAUCAUCCUGCAGAGUCUGGCUGAGCUCUCCACCCUGCAGGGUCUGGAGGAUGACCACACCUUCCAGAAGGAGGUGUCCCUCAAGACAUUAGUCUACAAGGCUUAUAGGUGUUUCUUCAUAGCCCAGUCUUAUGUGCUGGUGAAGAAGUGGAGUGAGGCGCUGGUGCUGUAUGAGAGGGUGCUGAAAUACGCCAAGGAGGUCCAGUCUAAAGCCAAGAACCUCAACAACAGCCUCAAAGAUCUCCCUGAUGUUCAGGAGCUGAUUGCAGAGGUCAAUGCUGAGAAAUACUCACUUCAAGCUGCUGCCAUUUUAGACACAGAUGAGUCCGCUGAAGUUCCUUCUCAGCUGCAGGUGAAAGACAACAGGCCCCUCUGUGAACGACUGGAGACCUUCCGCCUUGACACCACCCUCGUAGGAAAGCAUCCCAAUCUGGUCCAGUUCCCCCCUGACUUCCAGCCAAUCCCCUGCAAGCCCCUGUUCUUUGACCUUGCUCUCAACCAUGUGGCCUUCCCACCGCUGGAUGACAAGGUGGAGCAGAAGGGCAAGGGCGGUCUGACUGGCUACAUCAAGGGCAUCUUUGGCUUUGGCAGCUAAAUCAAACCAACCAGGCUUCGGCCCCCACAUGAGAACCACAAGACCCAGAGUUUACCACAAGCAACCGGACUUGGGUCAGUUAAUGAUUAGAAUAAUUUCCGUAACUUUUAUUGUUUUCAUUUGUGGUGCCUAAGUGCAAGAUAUGUGGAGUUGGUGGCUCUGGGGUCUAAUCGGUGGGUCUAACCUUUUGAAGAAACAUGACAGAAAAGUUCAGAAUCAGUUUCAAAUAGCAAUAUGACCCAAGUCCAUCUGUUUACCUCUCUUAAUAACACCAGGCUGCUUAGGCUCACACAUACCAACUCCAUCAUUAACUUGAGCUGUGUAGCCAUGGUCAUGAUGCCAACAGUGAUGUUGUUCAUCUCAAAAUCUUGUCAGAGUAAACUAAGGUACUUUGGCAUCACUGGCAUUUUUUAUUUUCAGUGUUACAUAAGCGCCUUCAUUUAAUUGUCUUAAUUUUUUCUUUCUGUGUGUUUUAGCAUUGUUUCUUAAAUCUCAAAUGUACAAAGAGAUAAUCUGUGACCUGUAGCUGACAAGGGACAUAGUUCUGCUGUGUCCCAGCUUUUUUUUUUUUCCACCUUUACCAUUGUCUCUCCUCUUGAACCCCAUAAACGCUGGGAUUAGUAAUCAUGAAAAUCCAGUAACACAGGCUACACUACAAAAAGUGGAACCCAUACAUCCUACCCUCUCCCAUCAGCCCUCUCGUCAAAGCUCACUCUCAGCCUGACAACUGCUAGAAGCUAACUUCUGGCUAUCAUCUCAGCUUCAGGGGUGUAUUUCUCUCAGGCUUAUGAAGACCCCGGUCAUGCCAUGUGAGAGCAAGUCAGGGUGCACGCAGGCAGGUAGGCAGGUUGAUUAGUGACAGGUACGCCAGCCAAUCAUUUCAUUCAGUCCAAAUGAAUUAAUAGGUCGUGUGUAUUACAGUCCUGCAAGCUCCAUAAAGUGUUGCAGUGACAAAUGACCAACCGGACCUUUUACCACAUUACCUACGACACUACAGGCCAGUACUGCAACAGGAAAACUACAUGACAAGCUGCUAAAAAGCACAGGAAGUAAGAUAUCUUGACAUGUUUGUUGUUCUGUCUUUUGUAAUCGGCUCCUGAACCAUAUAAAUUAUGAGUGCGGUUAUGUUACCUCUUCAAACAGAGAAUAUAGAAUUAUGAAAAGAGUUGUCGGAAAAACUGUGAUACAGCUCGAUUUAAGUUUUAGAUGCAUCAACAGGAAGAUGGAGGACGAAGCCAUGAAUCAAAGAGUGAAAUGAUUGUUUUCAAAAAGUAGCUGAUUGAUUCAUUGUUUUAAUUUAUUAAUAUCCAAAGCAACUUGUUGUGCUGUUUGUUGUACUGUGUGACAUGUUGUAUUGAACUUAUCAUAAUGUCAGUCAGGGGUCCAACAGCUUCAGCUCGUGUAGACAUCCACACAAAACUCACAUUUUUAUUACCCCUCUCUACCAUUUAAGCCACUUUUUGUUCCCCUACAAAGGAUGGCGACCGUGUUGUACCCAUACUGAGUAAAGUUCAAAUGACUGUGAGUUCUACUUGUUUUUAUUUACAUUUUAGCCAAUUUACUGCAGUGGACAGUCAGGACAUGGGGGAGUUUUAAGCAGCUGUUGAUUAAUCUCACCACCACUGCUCGUCUUUGUCCAUCAUCAGUAGGACUGAACCAGUUCAUGUUUAUACUGUUUUGUCAUCAGCUGUUUGUCAGUCAUGAUGUGGAUUCACAUCAUCUCUGUACACCAAAGCCCCUCAAUUCCUCUGAUCCUUAGGGCACCUGCUUUUCUCUAGCUUAGACCGUUUCACUCACCCACGUUAACUGUUAUGCCUGCUAAUUUUGAUCAAUGUAUGUUUUUCUUUUCCUCUCCUACUCCUCUGUUUUUUUUGUUUAUGAAUUAAGAUGGAGGUGCUGGAAAGGUCCUGGCACUCAACCUCAAACAGCCUGAGAAACGAUUAGUUGAUGAAUAAUUCAGAUAAUGAGAGAAUGUAUCAUUUGAUUUAGUCUCCAGGUCUAUCAAUAAAUAUAUUUGCACCAAA